Ixodes scapularis (black-legged tick) is the source of this 1794-nucleotide messenger RNA. RefSeq names its product eukaryotic translation elongation factor 1 epsilon-1-like. The transcript has 7 exons. Bases 1 to 705 code for a protein of 234 amino acids. Lineage: Eukaryota; Metazoa; Arthropoda; Arachnida; Ixodida; Ixodidae. The record is from RefSeq and is a predicted model, not a curated record. Gene Ontology annotation, biological process: positive regulation of DNA damage response, signal transduction by p53 class mediator. Gene Ontology annotation, cellular component: cytoplasm; aminoacyl-tRNA synthetase multienzyme complex; nucleus.
AUGGCGGCUCACAUGGACAUGUUUCUCCGGUUCCUCGACGUCAAGCCGGAAAGCGUAAAUUUGCAGAUAAAAAAGAAAGUGCCGAAAACGACGACAGAAUCUGGGCAGGAACUGACGGGCUGUGCUCCCAUCAGCAGGUACUUUGCUGAACAGUCCGCCAAGGACAAAGAAAUUUGGGGAAAGACUCCGCAGGACCGGGCAGAGAUCCAGCAGUGGCUGGAAUACAGGGCACUGCACCUUGACGAGGUGGUACCGACGCAAGAGGCAGUGCACGAAAUUCUUCAGGAACUGAACUGCUACAUGGGAGAUCGGACAUACUUCGUGGGCAAUGGCUUGACUGUGGCAGACAUUUUCAUGUACUACAGUCUUCAUUCCUACUUCGUGGCAUUGACCUUCAGGGAUAAGGAACGGUACCACCAUCUCUCCAGAUGGCUUGCUCUUACGACGGAUCCAGCUUCGACGAGUACAAAGUCCUUGCGGAGCUUUUUGCCGGAGUAUCCUACGACGAGGAAAAGAUGCGAGGUGUGGAUGCUAUCAUGGAAGAUGCUAUCAUGGAAGUUGUUCCCGAAACAGAAUGUUCUUGUGCUGAUGGCCAAGUGGAGAACGACAACCAUAACCAUAAUUUGCAGGAAGCUGUUUUACAAGAAUUUAGAGAAUUGCUCACGGCAAUGUCAAAAACAGUUGAGCCCAAUGCGCAAACCAUGAAGAAUAGCAUCAACGACAGCGUCAACAGAAAUAAGACGCCUGCCAAAGACGAUAUCUUCAUCGCAAACACAGAUCUUAGAGAAUGCCUGCUCGUCGGAGAUUCCAAUAGUUCUACGAUAAGCACAAACGGCGAUUACAUCCACAGCGAAGACGAAUGUAUACCUGAAGGUGUCGAAUUCGCGAAAAUUGAAGAUUCGAACCACGAAGAUCUCAGCAAAGUCACAAUGUACAACAUUGAACAGGCUGUUGCACGAUGUGAUUUUACUAGUACCCCCGCCAUCAACAUGGAUUACGGUGAUAGUGCCGUUGACGAUGCAUCCUUUCCAGACUUUUGCAACAAGUCGAAAGGCACUCAAUUGCCAGCCGGGACUUUCAUACGUACUCACCGUAACAUCAUUCCGCUCAAAAAAGCCGAAAACGUCUUUAGACACAUGAUAAAUUUUAACAAUCCGUGUCUUAUUCACGGCAGUGUGAACUGGGAUAAUAUCCUCGAGUUAUUUUCCCUAACUACAGAAAGUGUCGAAUUGUCUAAAAACACUGAAACGCCUACCCUAUCGUGCACAAGAUUAAUCCUGAACUCCAUAGAGUAUAUUGAAAAUCUGUCAAAAGACGUUGAACACCUAAAAAUAACCAUUACUAAUUUAUCAGAUACUCUCUUGCACAAAAUAGUAACCAAAGCGCCAAGAUUAGUUUCUCUCGAAAUUGCCGAUGCUUCGAUGUUGUCCUCUCAAUCCCUGCAACAUGUGUCGUGUUCUUUAAGGGAGUUGCAACAUCUAGUCAUUUAUCAAUACUUUCGAAUGACUAACAAAGGAAUACGCUACUUGGGGCGAUCUAACAUGAAAUUAAAAACUCUCUGUCUAAUUGGUGACAAAGUGAAUGAAAAAACUUUUCACAGAAUUGUCAGAAACCACAGAGAACUCCUUUGUGCAUUCUGUAAUGUGAUCGAAUGAGUCCCCCUACAUUUUUUUCUGUAUAUAUAUCAGCCACACAUUCUGUACAAAUGCAUUGAAUGAUUUUCCUUUUAUAUGUAUAGUAUUGAACAAGUGUCUUUUUUACUUUGAACAUGUAAUAAAAACUAUAUAUCGAAAA